CGCCACUCUUUUAACAGUUUUGGGUAUAAAUUCCCUUCACCUUUUGCAGGAAAAAAAAACAACAAGCAGGACUGAAGCUUUGUUUUAAUUUUUUGUUACUAUUCUGUUCGUGUCUGAGGAAACAGGAAAUGGGUGGAGAAAUUUCUCAAGAGGAAAUGCAACCUAGCCUGGACCAGUAUGCAAACUCUUUCUUCCAGUCUACACAGUGGAAUGGGUUUGAAAUCGACAUGUCCCUGGAGAGGUUUUCUGGCUACAACUCUACUGCAGAGCUGAAUUCUUACAGAAACCAAGUCUUAUACACUGGUGGAGAAACCAAUAUACCAGCUAUUGUGGAGAAACUGGGUAGUCAAGUGGGAGGAUUCGGCCCAGUGGCGAACGCUGUUGGAUUGGGGGCCCUCGUCAUUUCCUUGUUAAUAGAGAACGUGGCUGAAUCCAUGGGGAAACCAACAAUGGGUACAGCUGAUAUACUUCGAAGAGUUUUUGCUGAGGAGAAAGGCAAUGAGGUGCGAGAUCUCAUGGAUGAAUAUAUGAAGCGUAUGAUACUCUACUUGAGGCAACAGCAGGACCUGAUUUUUCACACCCAGCAGCUACAAUCUCAACUUAGCACCCAGCUCACAAGAUUACGGAACUCCAUGCUGAAGGAUAACCAGAUGAGCACUCGGCUUCUUAACCAAUGGGUGAACAGAGCUGCCUUUCACACCCAGAUGUUGAUCCAUCUGGCUCGGUUAGAGAGGUCAGACGGAACCGUAGCAGUUAGAGCAGCUGAUAUUUACAACAAAGACGUCAACCGUCUUCUGGAGAAAUACCAGAGUUACCUAAUUGAUAAUCUUGAAGGAAAAUAUUAUACUCCCGUAUUUACCAACUUGGCAAUUUGUUGCUUUUUCUUUGAAGAGAACAAAAGGAGAGCGCUGCUGACAUUUCUGUUGGAGGCCGUGGCAGAGAAUGAAGACUGA
This is a messenger RNA of Cyprinodon tularosa, 953 nucleotides long. RefSeq lists its product as uncharacterized. The coding region runs from base 129 to 953 and encodes 274 amino acids. NCBI's taxonomy places the organism in Eukaryota, Metazoa, Chordata, Actinopteri, Cyprinodontiformes, Cyprinodontidae. The transcript is spliced from 6 exons. The record is from RefSeq and is a predicted model, not a curated record.